CGUUCCCCACCACCAAGCAGCCAUCCGCUUUCCCCAUUCCCUCGCCGCCGCCGCCGCCGCCGCCGCCGCCGCCAAUCUUCCUCUCCGCGGGCGGCGCCGCCAUGCUCCGACUCAGGUGCUGCCUCCUCACCCAGCUCCUCUCAUCUCCCUCCGCGUCUUCCGCCUCCCACCUCCGCCGCCUCAUAUCCGCCGCCGCGCCCGCCGUCUCCCCGAACCCUAGCUUCGCCGUGGAGGAGUACCUCGUCGCCACCUGCGGCCUCACCCGACCACAGGCCGCCAAGGCCUCUCCAAAGCUCUCCCAUCUCAAAUCCCCCGACAACCCCGACGCCGUCCUCUCCUUCCUCGCUGGUCUCGGCCUCUCCACCGCCGAUGUCGCCGCCCUCGUCGCCAAGGACCCGCAGUUCCUCUGCGCCAAAGUGGACAAGACCCUGGCCCCCGUCGUCGCCGGGCUCACUGGCCUCGGCCUCUCGCGCUCCGACAUCGCGCGCCUCGUCUCGCUCUCCCGUAAAAGCUUCCGCUAUAGAUCCAUCGUCUCCAAGCUGCACUACUACAUGCCUCUCUUUGGGUCCUCUAAGAACCUCCUCCGGGCCCUCAAGAGGAACCCCUACCUUCUCUCGUCUGACCUCGACGGCAUCGUCAAGCCCAAUGUCGCUUAUCUGCACGAGUGCGGGCUAGGUGCUUGUGACAUUGCCAAGCUAUGCAGCAAUCAACCGCGCCUGCUCACCACCAAUCCAGAGUGCAUCCAGGGCAUUGUGGCACGCGCUCAAAACAUAGGUGUGCCCCGUGGCUCUGCGAUGUUCAGGCACGCGCUGCAUGCUAUUGCAUUCCAUAGUGAGGAGGAGGUCGCAGCUAGAGUAGACUACUUGAAGAGCACAUUCAGGUGGUCGGAUGCUGAGGUGGGCAUUGCUGUGUCUAAAGCUCCAUCGGUGCUGACGAGGGCCAAGGAAUCGCUGCAGCGCAGGUCCGAGUUCCUCAUCUCUGAGGUGGGCUUGGAACCGGCUUACAUUGCUCAACAGCCAGCAAUUGUCUGCUACAGCCUAGAGGGCCGGCUCAGGCCCCGGUACUAUGCUGUAAAGUUUCUCAACGAAAAUGGAUUGCUCAAGCGCAACCCGAGCUACAGCACUGUUUUCACGGGGACCGAAAAGACAUUCAGGGAGAAGUUCAUAUGCCCUCAUAAGGAAGCUGCACCACACCUCCAAGAAGACUAUGAUGCUGCUUGUAAAGGGCAACUGCCGACUAAUUUCAGAUUCACACGAGCCAAGAACGGACUAUGAUGUAAUCGUCUGCUGUUGUAUGACUGUUAGAUGCUGGGUUGGUCGUUGCUAACAUGUGAUGGAAUUGAUAAUUUGAUCCCUGAAGACUGGUAUGUAAUGCUAUCACUCUGCAGAGAAGAAACCAUGGAUUGGUUAUGAACCUUUUUCGUCCUCAUUCAUGUUUUAGACACACGUAUUGGAACUAAGUAAGUGUGAGGUCAGGCCAUUCUGCAAUGCAUUUAAAAUUUCAGUUUUUGAGUUAGUUGCUGGUGCAUUGAGACAAUGAGCCACAGUAUGGUAUCCUUCAUGUGGAUAAUUGGAGCAUUAAUCUGAUGCCAGUCACAAAUUUAGGUAAGUACCUACUCCGUCCCAAAAUAAGUGUCAUGGCUUUAGUUCAAAUCAAUUUGAACUAAAGCCACGACACUUAUUUUGGGACGGAGGGAGUAGUCUUUUUGGAAGCAGCUGUAGGAGAUGUUGGCUCCUGGUGUUAGCGCUUCCUAUUGAGGGACCAGGGUCAAGUCACCUGGCUUUAGCUUAAUCUAUUUUUUUGAUUAUGGUUUGUUAUAAAAAUAAUUUUGGUUUGCUCAUAUGCAGAAUCAUAGUGACCCAUUUUUUUGCUUUUACUAACUAAUAUAGAUGUAUUCACUCAACUAUGAAAAAUGUCCGGAAGUGGAUUCUCCUUUAGUUGGAUAAGAGGUAAUGAUUUGGAGCCAAUGGUCAUAUUGGAAAUACCUAUUGGACUGCAGGAUGAAAUGCGCAGGGCUCACAUCUGUACAGGUUAUCUGCUAAGGAGAGAUGCCCACUUUACUAAACGUGGAACUCCCACAUGGAGGAGGGUUGGCAUCAUUUAAAUUUAAGUAAGUAAACUUAGGUGCAUCCAUUCAUUUUUAUGCUAAUAAUUUUAUUGAGACAAUGGAGAAGCACUUGCUGCUAGUGAUGUUAUGGAGACAAAGAAGCCCUAAUUUUGUACUGUGUAUUUUGGAUUUUCAUGCUCUGCACCAUGACCAUAAAUUAUGUGUUUGUUGUGAAUGGCAGCUUGAGAUUUUUAGUUCAUUAUUGCAUUUUGGUCCUGUGGGUAAUUCUUUGUGCCAAGCACCACCAGGAGGUUUACUAGCAGCUAGUUGGUGUUUCUUCCUUCUGUAACUGAGCAGCCUCUUCUUUAGUUUGGCUAAAACUGAGUGUUUAUUACUCCCUCCGUUCCUAAAUAUAAGUCUUUUUAGAUAUUUCAAUAUGGACUACAUAUGGAGCAAAAUAAGUGAAUGUACACUAUAAAAUAUGUCUAUAUACAUCUGUAUGUAGUCCGUAUUGAAAUUUCUGAAAGGACAUAUAUUUAGAAACGGAGGGAGUACUUUGGUUAUUGUGAUUGUGAAUGUAGGAACCAAACAGUUGGAUACAUGGUCUGAAUCUUAGCAGAGACUGCAGGUUCUUAAUUACUCCCCCCAAGUAUUCUUGUUUGUUCAAAAUGCUGCACAUAAUCUGCUAGCCUUUUGGGGCAGAUUACUUCCAACUGACCACAUAUUCUGUACUUGAUUAUUGGGUGUUCAUCUGGAGAAGGAUAUCAUUGAAGUUCAGUGACGGAUAGUGUACCUAUGAUUUUCGUAAGGGAAAAUUUAAGUCGUAACAGGAAAAGGAAAACAACCGGAUGGGAUGCCAUGUAGUAUAGAAUCUUGCAAAAUUUCAAACAUAGGAAUAGUAUGUACCUCAGUUUACGAACCAACCUGUGCACAUUUGUUUGUUCAUGAUUUGAGGCUGUAGAAGUUGGAAGAUCUCAGGUGUGUGCUUGCAGUAAGGCAAAGGAUAAGUCCAUGCUAUACUGGCCAAGAGAUGUGAUUUAAAGAUCAGCUAUAUGUCCCUUUCUCUGGUGCUUGUUGAAAUUAUAGAAACAAUAUGAAUGAAAUGCAGGCGAGGGGAACUGGUUGAUCAGUAAAGCGGCUUACCACCGGGUGAAGAUGUGUGGAAGCUGGAUGUUGAUGGUGCCUUUUUCUUCUUCCAGGAAACGAGAUGAAACAUGUAGGCAAUGGCUUUGCUGUACUAUACAUGCUUCCGAAGGCUCUGUUAGUUGAUGAUGCCCUGAAGCUUCAGUGACAAGUAUGGUCUGAUUAUGGCGUGAGUUUUAUUCAGGGAAGCUCCUACUUUUCUCUUUUCUGAAUUUUGCAAGGUGAGUAAUCCUUCUAGUAUUGUACUACUAUUGAUGUGAAUAAACUAGCAUCUGGUACUCUAAUCAUUUUUUGCAUUUUGUUGGAUCUUCACUUGGAUGCAAGCAGUUUGUAAGAGUCACACAUGCAUGUAAACAGUAUGCAUUAUGCAAAUUUUGUACACUGAACUCUGAAUUUGAAUCAGGAGCUGGACGUUAACUCUGAAUCUUUCAGACUCCAUGUGUGAAUUCUGAAACUUAUUAUACCCAAUUCAAGUCUGAAGCUAUAGUAAGCAGUUAAAAAUCUUUCAGGAGCCAAGUUAGCUCGAAUCAGAGCAGAAACUUAACAGCAAUGCGGCCAGAAGCUAAUAGGCUAAACUUUUAUGUACGAUUCACUUCAACAUUUAUACUCAGAAGAGUAUCAACAUUUUCCAUUAUCACAGCAGCAUCUGUAUGACAAGAGUUCUUAUGUUUCAGAACUUCGCUAGUUAUGAUGAGAAAUCACUUUCUUAUAUUUUAAAUACAUCAGUGAAAUGCAUAUUUUCAUAGAGGUUCACCAAAAGCGAAAUGUCAUUUUUAUAGUGUGAUAAAUCUGUUUUACCUUGAAGUGCAAAGCGUAUGUUUAGUAUCUAAAAAAAUGUAUUGAAGGCAUGUGAGGAAUUCCAAGUGCAAAGGCUAGCUGAUUUGCAUCAUUCUUAUUUCUGGAAUGAACUUAACUAGUGAACUUACUGCAUGAAGGCAACGUGCUUACUGCAUGAAGAUAAAUAAUGCAUAUUCAUUUAAAGUAGAUAAAUAAACUUAACUAGUGAACUUACUGCAUGAAGGCAAUGUGCUGACAGUUGAUGAUUACAGCUCCUGAAUCAAUCCCGAAAUUUAUAACAAUUAUCUGCUCAGGAGCAGAGAUGGAAAAAACUCACGGAAGUGGCCAUGAUGAGCACGAUGAGACCACCCCGACUGUGAGGACGACCAGGAUAGCAGCAUCAACUGAGGGAUUGUGUAGUACUGCCUUUGUUUCGAGAGCAAACACAGCAAGGUUGCGUAACAACUGAACUUUACACAAAAAGGAGAGCCUUAUAAUCAGAGAUUCAUCCAAGAAAUGGACAUGACUAUAAAUUGACGAGUCUAAUAAACAGGGGCUGGGUUUGAAUUGAACAUAGACAGGUAAGACAGGUAUGGUUCCUUACGGGGAUUCAGUUCAACUAAAUAAUUAGAGAGAAGCCCUUCAAAAAAAUUAGAGAGAAGAGCGGCAGAAGAUAGUCCAAACUACAAAUGCAUCAAAGUGCUCGUUCGUUCCUUUGGUCGUUGCUAGGUUUUGAACUUUCAUUCCUUGCUGACACGGUUUUGAACCUUUUUCAUCCUCAUGUCAUGUUGACACCGGAUGUUGGGAGGGAGAAACUGUGAGAUCGGGCAAUUCUUCGAUGCACUAAAAAAUUGUUAUUUUCAGUUUAGUAGGUGGUUCCUUGCAAGAAAAUGUUAGUAUUUUCACUAGCAGAUGAUGAAGUUGUUAUUUCUCAGCUGUCCCUGCAAAUGAUAAAAGUGGCGUAGCUUUCCUCGUCAAUAUCAGGAAAUCUGUAGACAAAUGUGUCAUGUCUAGUUAACAGCCUGCUAAUUUGGAAUCGUUUAUGUUUGUACACGAACCCCUGUUAGAGUUGAAUAGAUAAUUAGAGGCAACUUGGUAUGGUUGCUCCUUGUCUGGUGUGCAGAAGGAAAAAUGCAUCACACCUGUGGUACAUCACAUAUCAGUAGAAUUCCAGAGGGCUGGCUCCUAGCUUUCUUCAUAGUUACUAAGUUUUUUUUUCUUUAUAUUAGAGAGCAUGGCAUCAACUUGGCUACCUAUAUCUACAGAUUGCCUGGUUAUCCUGGUUUUUUUAAGGUGUUGAGCUUGUUUAGAGGACUGGCCUUUCUUCCCUGAAAGGCAUAAAAGCCAGACAUGGCAGGGCUGUCUAAUCCAUCGCGACGCGGUGCUUUCUUUUUGCAGGAGGAAAAGGUGGGCUGAAACUGGAUGCAGACGCAUGGUGUGCUUUCUUCUCCCUGGAGACCAAGCAUGGUACGUACCGGCUUAGGUGAUUCUGAAGGGUUUUGAGCUGAGAAGAUGGUCUAGUUUCUCAUGGAAAGGAUGAUCUGGAUGGUGGUUUUGUCACUGAUUCAGUUAGUACUUCACUAUUGCCCCGUCUUUCUUGACACCAGGUCAGAGCUCGCACUCAUGUACCGUGUGUAAAUAACAACCUGAAAUACAUUCUGGAAGCAUGGCAUAUUACUUGCUGUAUUAGAGAGUUCACUUGCAAGAUCCUGUCGACGGUGGUUGGUGUCAA
This is a messenger RNA of Triticum aestivum (bread wheat), 5699 nucleotides long. RefSeq names its product transcription termination factor MTERF4, chloroplastic. Bases 102 to 1274 code for a protein of 390 amino acids. The transcript has 2 exons. Gene Ontology annotation, biological process: regulation of DNA-templated transcription. Lineage: Eukaryota; Viridiplantae; Streptophyta; Magnoliopsida; Poales; Poaceae. The record is from RefSeq and is a predicted model, not a curated record. Gene Ontology annotation, molecular function: double-stranded DNA binding.